AUGCUCCUAUCAGGACGAAAUAUAGGUUUGACGGAUGUGCAUGUUGGUAAACUUGUAGUAGGUCUCUCAGAACUCGAAUCUGUACAAUGCCCAGCCAUCAAUCGAACUACUCCUACAAUCUUGUCUGGUAACGCUUUGAUGUCACUGGUCUCAGUACGCCCUGCAACAUCUUCAUCAUUGAAACUUGAAGGGACUGGCAUGCUCUUGUUUGUUGGAGGUAUUGCUUUGGGAUUGUCAAAUGAUUUGGAGGAACAAGACGUUCAACUAGUCAAGAAGAAGCCAGUACCAGUCUUGGAGGCAAAGAUGUCAAGCUCAAACGACCAGGCCAAACGUGCAUUGGCUGUAGUAGCUGCUACCGCUGCUUCCCUGGUUGUGGGUUAUGGACUAGUUCGUCUCUACUAUGCUGAGCACGCAUGGGGAACUCGAAACCGCAAAGGAGAUCAAACUGUUACCAUCUUGCCUGGAGCAAAACCAAUCUAUGGACAUUUGCCAAUGGUUAUCAAUAACAUUCAAAAGAGAUUGGAAUGGAGAUAUGAGCUGUACAAGGAGUAUGGCUUGAAGCCUCUAUUUGUUAGUACUAUUAACCGAAAUGUGAUUAUGACUUUUGACUGGCGAGAUGUCGAACACGUCAUGAAAGAUCCAUACAAGUACAUCAAGGGCGGCAUUGGGUCGGUCUUCUUUUACGAAUUCCUUGGUCACGGUAUCUUUGUUUCCGAUGGUGACGACUGGAAGAUUCAACGAAAGACAGCUUCAAACAUCUUCAACAUCAAAAACUUCCGAGACGAAUUCUGUCCCAUUUUCGAAGAAGAAUCUAAACUACUUGUGUCACAUAUCGAGAAUGCUAGACAAGCUGGUGCUAUUUUUGAUUUGCAAGAUAUCUUGUUGAAGUCUACAAUUGAUUCAUUCGCACUACUGGCCAUGGGAACAUCAGUGGGUGCUAUGAAAGUCAAGGGUGAAGUUCACGAUGGACUGUACAGUUUGCCCGAAGUCACAUUCAUGACUGCAUUCGACAAACUGAACGAGCUAUGCAUUUCUCGCGGCAUUGACCCAAUGUGGAAGGUCACUCAGCGCCUCAACGGCAGAUACGAUAUCAUUCAAGGAUACAAGAAAACCGUAGACGAUUUCUGUCUCCGUGUCAUUGCUGAAAAGAAGGCACAAAGGAAUAAACCAACACAAGUCAAGAGACGAAUGGAUUUGUUAGACUUCUUCUUUGAUAAUGUGCAAGCCGAUGGUGCUGAUUUGAGCGAUGAGUAUUUGAGAGAUGUUAUUAUGAACUUCAUCAUCGCAGGCCGUGAUACAACGGCCCAAACACUCUCAUGGGCAUUCUGGCGACUCGCCAAAGCACCAGAAAUAAUGAAACAAUUACGUGAAGAAAUUCGUCAAGUGCUUGGCGAUGGUCCUUGCAGCUACGAGCAUUUGAAGGAUUUGAAGUUUGCUAAUGCUGUCUUCCUUGAAGCCUUACGAUUGGAUUGCAACGUCCCCACAUCACGAAAGAUGGCUACUGAAGACGAUUACUUGCCAUCUGGUGCUAAAGUAUACAAGGGUGACUUUGUUGAAUGGAGUUCGUAUGUUAUGGGUAAAGAGACAGAAUUGUGGGGUGAUGACGCCAUGGAGUUCAAGCCUUCUCGAUGGAUCGACCAAGAAGGUCGUCUGGUCAAGAUAAACCAGUACAAGUACCCACAGUUUAACUGUGGCCCACGUAUUUGUCUCGGAAUGAACAUGGCCCAACAAGAAGGAAUGAUAUUCAUGUGCGCAAUCGUUCAAAGGUAUAACCUUGAACUUGUGGGUGAAGAUGAUCCAAAGAAAUGGGGUGUAUGGAAUGAAGAUCCAGCCAAGAGACAAGGACGUUACAACAUUGCUGCAUCACUUGGAAUGAGACACGCAGUGCAUUUCAAAGUCAAUUUGUGGAAGGAUUAA
Molecule: messenger RNA, 1917 nt
Organism: Synchytrium microbalum
Lineage: Eukaryota; Fungi; Chytridiomycota; Chytridiomycetes; Synchytriales; Synchytriaceae
Exons: 18
Coding region: 1-1917 (638 amino acids)
Molecular function (GO): oxidoreductase activity, acting on paired donors, with incorporation or reduction of molecular oxygen; monooxygenase activity; heme binding
Source: RefSeq, a predicted model, not a curated record